AUGUCUUACAACGACGACAAUCAACGUGGUGGCGGCUACGGCGAUGACAGCUAUGGUUCGUCUGGUCGUGGCAACGAUAGCUAUGGUUCAGGCCGUACCGGCGGAGGUCUAGGAUCCGAUGAUACCUACGGAGACUCUGCUCGCACCGGAGGAGCCACUGGCGGCGGAUACGACGACAAUAGCCGUACUGGCGGUGGAUUCGGUCGUGACGACACCUCCGGAGGCUCUGACUACACUGGAGGCAACACCUCCUCUGGAUAUGGAGACAGUGGCAGAACUGGAGGCAACACCUCCUCUGGCUAUGGAGACAGUGGCAGAACCGGAGGUGGUCUGGGGAAAGAUGACACAUACGGUGACUCUGGGAACACUGGUGGAUUCGGUUCUGGCCAAGACAACCAAUAUGGCGUAGGCAGUGGCAGAACCGGGCAGCAAGCCUCCGGUGGCUACGGUGCCAGUGAUGACACAUAUGGGUCAUCUACAGGUGGCAGCGGUGGCUACGGGGAUGAUAGCUCUGGUCGUCGCGGAGACGAUUAUGGUUCCAGUGGUCGCACUGGCGGCGGACUUGGUGCCGACGAUACUUAUGGUGAUUCCGGCCGCACGGGCGGUGCAUCAACCGGGCGUGACAGUGACUAUGGUAUGGGUUCGGGCCGCACUCAACAACAGGAUCAGGGUGGCUUUGGCGCCGGCGGGAGUGGCCAAGGCUACGAUGAUGACACAAGCGGCAAGAAAGACUCUACCGCCGGUAAGCUCAUGGAGAAAGCCGGCAGUCUUUUCGGCAGCGGCAAAGUACAGGAGCGAGGUGCAGAAAAGAGACGUGAGGCUGGUGGCGGAGACGACUCCAACUAUGGCUCCAACUAUUGA
Messenger RNA from Capronia coronata CBS 617.96, 861 nucleotides. RefSeq lists its product as uncharacterized. The coding region runs from base 1 to 861 and encodes 286 amino acids. Lineage: Eukaryota; Fungi; Ascomycota; Eurotiomycetes; Chaetothyriales; Herpotrichiellaceae. The record is from RefSeq and is a predicted model, not a curated record. The transcript has 6 exons.